Messenger RNA from Fusarium musae, 2871 nucleotides. RefSeq lists its product as uncharacterized. Lineage: Eukaryota; Fungi; Ascomycota; Sordariomycetes; Hypocreales; Nectriaceae. The transcript has 11 exons. The coding region runs from base 1 to 2871 and encodes 956 amino acids. The record is from RefSeq and is a predicted model, not a curated record.
AUGGCGUUAAUGCUGGCACCUUACAAUGAGGCCAUGCGGCUCGGUAUGGGCUAUACGCAGCAGCUUUGCUGUAAUGACGUUGUCAGAUUACCCAGUGGACGACCUGCUACCGAGAGUGAUCUGAAAGACACCAAGCAGAAUCCUCCCGCCCAAAAGUCUCUUCCAGGUUCUGGAGCGGAAUCUGGUAUUCUGUCGACCCAGAAAGGCACAGAUUCUAUUGUUCAAAAGAAGAUUGGUGUUGGCAAUGAUAAUCAAAAUGUCGUCAGCCAGGUUGUAGACUGGCAUGCAAGCUUUGUGGAUUCUGUGAGCGAAGUCACCAAGAAAUUGGACAUCAGCGGAGCACUGUCUGUCAACGUGGACGCGAUUGGUAGCGUGAAGGUCGCGGGACACUAUGUUGACGAUAAAGCCUUGAAACAGUCGGAUGCUACAUACGACAUCACAGUCAAUGUAACAAACCAACGUCUCGAGGCUCCGCAAGUCACGCAGUUUACUCCUAUCGCCAAUAUCGACCAGAGCCGCUUUCAAGAGGUAUACGGGGACUGCUUCAUAUCAGGAUUCCUAGAAGGUGGUAUAUUUCAUGCACUGGUUGCGUGUGAGAGAACUGACGAUAAAGCCUUGCUGGAUGCCGGAGGCGAGAUAUCAGCUGGAGCCAAGAUUUCAGGUCUAGAUAUCAAAGGUGAAAUCAAGGCUAAUUUCAAAACCGGCACAGAGAAACAGAAUUACACAACAACAAUCACAGUGAACUGGUCAGGAGGUGGCGAUAUUAAACCAGAUAGUAUCAACGAGUGGGACAUUAAGAGCCUGACCAGAGUCGCUAUGGACUUUCCAGACAAGGUUGCUGCGUGCCCCCAGAGAACAUAUGCUAUUCUGACCAAGUACACCUCUCUGAGAAGCUUCCACGAGGCUACACUCAGAGGAUCACCAUUAGACUACGAGAACGCUGGCAUCUAUACUAAUUCGCUACUCGACGCGUACAUGGACUACAAAUACAUCUGGUCGCAAAUCCAAGAGAGAAUCGCCGCAGUUGACAAAGGUCUCAUGACGGUUAAGAAAGCCGAAGAACAAGACGGCCUUGCCACCUAUCGGGAGUCUUUUGCCAAGAGUUAUGAGGAGCGCCUGAAAGCCUUCAAAGAAGCCGAAAAGACUAUGCUUGAAAACCCAAGCCAGUUCCGCGACAUAGUGCUCGAGCCCCCGAUGCCUGCCAACGCUCUCCAGCCCUACACUGCCGAUCUCUAUGGGCUAGAUCAUGCGAAGCGCGAUUGUCGGUUCGAGAUGAUUAAGAUUGUCAGAGAGGUCAAGGCUGUCAGUCUAGAUCCCCAGAUCGCUACAGAUGCCACCCGUAUCUGGCAAUACGUUGCACCUAGUAUCUUCAGAAGGCUAGUACCGUCCGACGAACCGAUCGACAAGAAGACUCCUGUGGACAAGGAGGCUAUUAAAAGUCAUUUGGCGAGCAGUGUCGAGGAAGCAGCGAAAGACUACCAUGACGAGUCAACACCGCCACGAGCAAGUUUCUAUCAGUCUGGUCAGCCGAUUUGCGAUUUGGAGAAACGAGUCAACUUGAGAUAUGGACACCUCGCUCAGAAUUGGCGAGUUGACUCAGUCAAUGGCCAGAGCACCACUCCGUCCUCCGCACAGCAGUUCAACGAUCUGGAAGUCUUGGAUAAGACGUAUUCUAUCACCAACAUCACCCUAUGGCAUGACCAAAAGCGCCUUGUUGGGAUCCAGCUCCUGUACCAGAAUGGGCAGGUGUUAUUCCACGGUGUUAAAGGGUCGUCCUAUCAGUCGUCAAGUUUCAACAUCGAUGCUGCACGUAAGAAUAACCCCGAGAGGGUUAACCUUCUUUGGCUUGAGGCUCACGCCGACGAAGCUGGAAAGGCUUGGGUUGAUACGAUUCGAAUCGCCACCUCUGGUGACCUAUUCAUCGUAGAACCAGCGGAGAGACUCAAAUACAACAAGUCCUUUGAGCUGAAGGCUACCAAGCCUAAGUCCGGCGGCGAUUGGGAACUAAAAGGCUUUUACGGAUCCUUCGAAGAGUCUGAGAAGGCCUUUGCGCAGCUCAGUCCAAUCUGGGGCAAAACAGCUAUUGACGAUCCCGUGCCAAAGGCUAUGCCACUGUUCGAUUCAGCAGCGUGGACGUCGGUGCUGAACUGGCCUAUCUCCACGAUUGACUCCCUCAGCAGUCAUCUAGAUCGAGGUGACAGCUAUCGUUUGUCCCAUCCACGGGGUAGUUUGGCCAACACCAGCGGAACACCUUUCAACGCCCUAGACCACAUUGGUGAUAAUUGGGAAUUCAUAAAGGUUGACUUUUACUUCAAGAACCUGGACGACAUGUCUGUCUUGGCCGGAAUAGCCGCGGACUAUACCAAUGGCAAACAGCUACAGCAUGGCAACUGUGGGUCUGGGUUGCUGAUACAAACUUGGAGUCCCUCGGAUUAUGCCAAAGACCAACUUGUCGCUAUCUCUUCUUGUAUCAAAGAGAGGCCAGGCCAGUCGCAGUGUGCUCUGGGUCUCAGAUUCUUCUUCGAGCGGGAGGAGGAAGUGGAAGAGCCGAAGGAGGAGCCUAAGCAGAAACAGUCGGCAUCGAGCAAAUCUGCAUCGGAGCCUGUGUCUGAGGAACUGAAGGCCAGUGUCGAUGGUUCAAAGCCAGCGGAUGUGCCUAGUGCGCCGGAAAAGAAGAAGUCAACUAAGAAGACAGAGCUUUGGCUUUCAGGGCCGUUAGGGCAUCGUGAAGACAGUUUGUGGAGUUUGGAUGCUGCAAGCUCAAACCCAUCGCGAAGUCAAACUUCUGAAGAGUGGACAGUGAAGGGAUUUAUGGGACAGGCUGGCAUGGACUGUAUUGAGACAGUGGCUGUCAUCUGGGGUAAGAAAUAA